AUGGCAGAUCAGCCAUACCAAAGACAAGUAUCGGGUCUGAUUUUGGAACCCAAACCAACUAGCGACCCAAAUGAUCCACUGAAUUGGGUAAGCAUCUGCACCAACAUUCCAGUCAAGUUUGAUCGCGCUGACUGGGAUGUGCUAAAGACUCAAAGCCGGAAGCACUUGAACUUUGCAUUGGCUUGCUAUUAUGUCAUCAUCGUUCUCGCACAAAUCAAUAUUGCAACAUCCACUUGGGGUCCUGUUCAAAAAGAGCUAGGCUUCAGUGUCGCACUUCUUAAUGACAGCAAUGCAGUCGGCUGUGGAGCCUUAUGUGUAGGCGCCAUCGUCUUGGUUCCCUUCGCAUUGAAAUUUGGACGACGACCAGUAUACAUCCUGAGCUUGGCCAGUUUAUGUGGUCUUAGUGCUUGGUCUGCUAAGAUGCAAAAUGCUGCGGACUUGAUGUUAGUCAAUAUCUUGAGCAGCAUUGUUGGAUCUCUUGCAGAAGUCAUAGUUCAGAUGACUGUGACAGAUGUGUACUUCGUUCACGAGCGAGGGCUGAUGAACACCCUAUACUUCUGGUUUAUGACAACUGGCGCCAAUCUGUCCACAUUGGUGGGCGGAUACAUUACUCUCUCCCAGGGGUGGCGUUGGGUCUGGUGGUGGAUGACCAUAUUGCUAGGAGCGGGCCUUGUUGCCUUCGUAUUUCUUUACGAAGAGACAAUGUUUAUCAGAUCAAUCGAUGGCACGGGAAAAGAAAACAUUGAAACGUUGACAUCCCCCAGAGAUUCGCUUCCUACUGGUCAAACAACCACUGGCACAGCUCAUAUCGACUAUACUAUCCCCAAAAAGACCUAUUGUCAAAAGUUAGAGCUAUGGUCCAACUCUCCAAUAUCAUUUGACCAACUUUUCAAGCAUAUAUAUCAACCAUUCACCAUUAUGGCUACCAUGUCAACUGUGUUCUUCAUGGCUUUCCUCUAUGGAAUGAUGACUGCAUGUGCCUCGGUGCCUAUCGCAACCUUAUCCACCGUGAUGACUCUUCCUCCAUAUAGCUUUACCUCUGCUCAGAUUGGUCUUAUGGGUCUCUCUCCAUUCAUUGGUACGAGUUUGGCAGUCUUAAUUUGUGGAAUUUUAAGUGACUGGAUCGCUAUCUAUCUUUCAAAGAAGAAUGAAGGAAUAUACGAACCAGAAAUGCGUCUUUGGCUUGCACUAGCAUUCACCCCAUUUGUGGCAGCUGGUAUUUUCAUGUUCGGUAUUUGCUUGGAAAAAGGUCUGCACUGGCUUUUACCAGCUUUUGGACUGGCUAUAUGUGCAUUUGGACUUGUUCCAGCCAGCAGUGCUGCAUUGACUUAUCUCAUGGACGCAUAUCCCAAUAUCAUUGCGGAUGCGGUGGUCGGAGUGACAUUUCUACGCAAUAUAAUUGCUACGGUCUUUGUCUUCGUUCUUCAACCAUGGGUUGAUCGCGUAGGAUUGGCAUGGUUUUAUGUGGCAUUUGGCCUGAUUACCACAUUUGUUAUGAUGUGCAACUUGAUAUUUAUUGUCUAUGGGAAGAGUCUCCGGGCCAAGUCUACUGAAAAGUACAAGCACUUCAGCACCAAUAAGCUGGAAUAG
Messenger RNA from Penicillium taxi, 1590 nucleotides. RefSeq lists its product as uncharacterized. Gene Ontology annotation, biological process: transmembrane transport. NCBI's taxonomy places the organism in Eukaryota, Fungi, Ascomycota, Eurotiomycetes, Eurotiales, Aspergillaceae. The transcript is spliced from 4 exons. Bases 1 to 1590 code for a protein of 529 amino acids. The record is from RefSeq and is a predicted model, not a curated record. Gene Ontology annotation, molecular function: transmembrane transporter activity.